AAACAGACAUGGAAGCACCAGGUGAAGACCUCUUUAGAGGCAGAGCGCUGUACUAGCUUCUUUCCUACCGUCUUAUGUCUCAUUCGCUCGUUGUACACAGUUCCUGUCCACCAGCCUGGUGUGUCGUGUAAAUUUACAACAUCAAAAGUCACGCUAUCCCCCUCCAGUGUGUGUGCCAGCCAGCAAAAACCCAAACUGAUGAGGAUCGCUUGAUUCAGUUGAAAAUAAGAUUCUUGCUUUUUCUUUUUUUUUUUUUUUCAAGCGGAAAGAAUGUCGGAAAGGGCCGAGGAUGACGUCAGGGGGGAGCAGCGCCGAGCGGCCAGGCAGCAGCUGAAGCAGCAGCAGCAGCAGCAGCUCCAGCGGGGAGAAGGCUCCACAGCAAUGGCGACUGUUGCGGAGCGGAGAGCGUUGCCUAGUCCCGAAAUCAUGGUGGGACAGCCUUGGAGCAACUGGGCCGACGCCGUCAAACUCCACGGACACGACGGUGCUGAAUCGGAAGAAAGUUUCAAAGACUUGGGGAAAAAUCGAGAAGCCAUGCGUUUGUGCAGAGAAGACAUGCCGAUAUUUGGCCAGUAUCCCGCACAGGACGAUUUCUACCUGGUGAUGUGCAGCCACUGUGGUCAUGUGGUUAAGCCACAAGCCUUCCAAGCACACUACGAGCGAAGACACACUUCUGCCAGCAAGCCGGCCUCAACGUCGCCCUUCUCUGUGACGGGCAGAAACCGAAGCAGCAGCGCUGGGCUCGGGCCUGGGCUGGGCGCCGCAACUGUGGCAGGAGUGACAAGUGGAGGCAUUCUUAGCCGACCGUCUGCUGCCGGCUCUAGUUUAUCCUCCUCCUCAUCAUCCUCCUCUAAUCCAAAACUCGUCAAAUCCGCCAAAGAGAAGCUGCCAGGCAUUCAGCGAAGACCCCACUUUCCCCCAUUCAGGAUGAUCCAGCCAGAUAAAAUCCUCACCCCAGCUGUUAAGGUGGAGAAGAUACAUCUGAGGGUGGACUCAUCAGCUAAGCUGGUGCAGGCUCCAUCUGCCCCCGCUACCACUUCAUCCUCCUCUUCUACAUCCUCCUCUAGCACCACUGUGAGCUCGAACACUACCGCCAUCACGACCUCCUCCUCAUCAGCCCUUAAAGCAGGCCUUAACUGUCCCUCCAUACCAAAGCCUCCUUUGCUGGCCCCUGGUCAUAUCCCCAACGGCAAGGGCCUCCUAUCCGAGAAGAAGCAUGACAACAGCAGCACCAGUAGCAGACGCCACUUUAGCAAGAAAGUGUCAGAGCGUGAGUUCAAUCCAGACAUCCACUGUGGCGUUGUGGAUAUAACGUCUCGGAAACCCUGCACAAGAUCCCUCACAUGCAAGACACAUUCCUUAAGCCAGCGGAGGGCAGUGCCAGGGCGAAGGAAGCGCUUUGACACAUUGCUGGCAGAGCACAAGAACAGAACAAGGGAGCGGGAGAGGGAGCGAGAACUCCACCAACCCAAUUCCCAGCAAAACGCCCCUCUCAGGGACCCACACCCCUCUACCCACCUCACCCCAGGCCAUGAAGCCCACCAUGUGGCUCAUGGCAAUGGCCCAGCCCCCGAUGCCACUAAGCCUUUGCCUCUGGGAAAGCCCAAAUUUCACAGUCCUGGUCUUCCACGACUAAACAGCAGUCACGGAGGUGGAUCCUCUGGAGAGCCUGCAGUAGUCCAUGAAUCCCCGCACCAUCCCCAAACUACACUUGAUGGUUUUUCCAGACCCUCUAGUGAUGAAGGCGAGAAUGAGGACCGUGAGGACAACUCUGACAAACUGGACUGUCAUUAUUCAGGUUAUCACCCACGACCGGCAGCUUACUGUACCUUUGGAAGUCGACUGUUUGGGAGAAGCUGUUACUCCUUUGACAGGCGAUGGGACAAUGUGCGAUGUGCCCUAACCACCAUGAUGGAAAAGCACGUCAACUCACAGAUGUGGAAGAAAAUCCCCUUGGCCUUGGAGAAUUCCUCCUCUGUUGCACCUACCCAUAGGACAAGCACAAUUUCCCAUGGUAGCACUCCCUCCUCAGGCUUCCUGGGCCCCCCUGCCACAUUGCCCCAAACUCCUUAUAGCCAAUCUUACGAGGGCAAGUCCGUGCUCUCCUAUGGGACCACCUUAAAUGCUCGUAGUUCCCCACAGGGCGGGGCUGAGCACCCGGCCUAUGGCACCACGCAGGCCCGACAAGUGUCUUCGUCGCCGCAGAUGCCUUCAGCCCACUUGUCCUCAUCCUCCUCUUCCUCAGCUCCCUCCCCCGCCUCAGGCCGGGCUGUUAAGGCUCGUUCCUCCAGCAACGCCUCUACCAAGUCAUCAUCGUCAUCGUUUAGGCCCAAAGAGAACCCCUCUGGCUCCUCCGCACCUGUCACACCCAACUCCACGAGUGGAGGAAGCACUGGAGCAAACAGUAACAGUAGCAGCACUAGCUUUAGCUCGGGAAAGAAGAGGAAGAACAGCUCUGUCCUCUCUUCAUCCCACAGCUCCUCUGAAUCCUCUUCUAACGCCAAUUUCUCUUCCUCCUCUAUCAAGAAGAACUGUGCAAAUGUCAGCAGCUCAGGGAGUACCUACCACCACAGCUCAUUAGGUCUGUCGUCCUCAUCUUCGUUAUCCUUCUCCCACAGUGGAGUCCACAGCGUGGGGCUCAACUGUGGCCCUAAUGUACGGACCAACUCACUUAGUCUCAAGGCAGAGCCUUCUGGAGGUUCAGCUGGCGGCUCCUCUGGGCCACCAGCACGAGGUCCUCCUUCAGGCAGCCCUGCAGAGUCCAUCAAGCGUAUGAGUGUGGUGAUGAACAGCAGUGACUCCACUCUUUCCCUGGGGCCUUUUGUCCACCACCAGUCCUCAUCUGCAACUGACCACCACGGCAGCUUUAGCCACCACUCCUCAGACGGACGCCUGGAGGGCAAGAAGCGCAAAAGCUCCUCUGCCCAAAGCGGCAUUCAUGGCGGAGGUGGAGGGGGAGGACCCGGACCAGGUCGACCCAAAGUGGCCAAGUCCCCUGCCAUUAACAACAUUCACGGGAAGCAUGGGCGAAGCAUUCCAGGGACAACAGGUCUACCCAACAAUUCCCAUUUACAUCAGCCAAAGGCUCGUCCCUGACAGCAGUCUGCGUUUGGAACUGGCGGGCAGACGGGAAAUAGUCCAGAGUGGUCUGCAUACUGCAUUCUGAACUGCAAGAGGCCUUCUAAAAUAAGAUCCACAGUUCCCUCAGCUUCCCACAAUCCUCAGGGUGGAGAUGAUCUCGACUGCCCAAUGAAGUAGAUGUGGUCCUUACUAUUUUUCCCAAAGCCAUGUAUGUAUGUGUGUAUGUAUGUGAGUGUGUGUUUGUGUAUACAUUUGUUUGCGCUUGUGUGUAAAGGUGUGGUGAGCAGGGCCACUGAGUAGGGAAGGGGUUCUAAUAAGCGAGCCAGGAAUCCCCCUACACAGGUCUUGUAAACGAAAGGUCUUCCUGUCUGGUUGGAGGUAGAAGGAACACAGGCUCUUGUGGGUCCUGUAGUUCUGAUUAAGGGCUGCCGCGACAAGGCGUCAGGACGCUGAGCAAUGGAGAGAUGACAAGCCGCUCUCUUCCAUGUAUGUCGAAGAAUGGCUGUGUAAAUGUGUGUUUGUGUAUUUUUCUCAUGUCAGAUUCUGCUGGACUACUGGAAUUUGCAAACUUAAAUACACCCCCAGCGCCUGAUUUAAGAAGCCUUGCAAGGAGAGCAUGAGGAGGAGCAAACUUAAUAUCAACAUCUUUAAACAACACACAAUCAGCUUGUUGUUUGGCUUUUUGUCAGAAAGACUCUUGACGACACAUUUAGUGACCUCGGGUUGCAUAAGGUUGCCUGAGAAGAGCCCACGGGGACGAUCUGGUUAAUUCUUUAAUCACCCGGAAAAAUUAUGCAAGUGUUACUUUUUUUAUGAUUUCUUAUGAGCUUUUUACACUGAACUACAAGGUGUUUGUAGACUCGGUGAAGACGGUUAUGCUUUUAAAUGUGAAAACGACGCUUGAUGUGUCCAUUUGAUUGAAUCUUUUGUGAGGGAGAUGGCUUGGUCCCGAUGGGACACCUGUUGGUUUCCUUCACCUUUCAUCACAGACAAACGACAGCCACAGUAGACCUACCCCCAACUGUGAACAGCACUAAGUAUCUGCUCUCUCCACCGGCACUGCUCUGCUGUCCACAAAGCUAGACACAAGCUGCCACAACUAGGCCAACUACCUUUUUUUUCCUUUUUUAGUUAAGGGAGUCUUGCUCAUGAAGCAGUGAUGGUGCAUUGUGGAUAUGAGGAAUAUCUGUGUAAGCUGUAUUGUUUUAGCCACAGCUUGCCUACUUUUAAACCAUACAGCUGUGUGAAAACCUCGGCUGCAUCCGGGCAGAUGUGAAUUGUAACAUUUAAUUUUUACUUACUAGGGAAUCAGGUAUGGUACGUCUUAACUGGAACAAACUGCACGUGACUCGUGUUCUGUGGGUUCGAUUGUCCCCCGCGUUUGUAACCACUACCCAAGUCUCUGGAUGUCUCUCUGAACGUUUCAAUGCCUCACUGUAACACUACGUCGGGAAGUGUUGAAGAUGUCCCUCACAGUCGCCAGGCAUUUACACUUUAUUCCUUUAGUCAAAAUGGAGUCUUAAAUCUUUUCCCUCUUGUGGGGAUGUUCGCUUAUUUAGAUAGUUCUGGGUGAGUUCCAUGGUGCGAGUUUCACAGAGAUGGCUUCACGCAAAACUUCUGGCAACGCCUGUUGAUUAAUGGAACCCUCCCUGAUGUCAAAUAGUGUGGAAAAGUCGAGAUAUCGUUUUGUUUUCGGUGUUUGUUUGUUUUUUAAGAAAAGCAUUUGAUUUAGCUUUUAUUCCCCUUUCUUGUAGCUUAUGUAAACAGUAUUCCCGUAUCCCUAUUUGAGAAUACAUAUUUUGUUAACAGAUUGUACAUAGUAAAGUAUGUAUUUUUGCACAGGCAUUUUUCGUACACGCAAAAUUUUUGGUACAAUUUUAAAAGUCAUUAUUUAUUUAGUUUUUAAAAAGUUGAAACGUCAGAGAACAUUGACUAUUUGAAGUGGUUCACUGCCAAGUGUAUACAAUGCAAUACACCUGUAUGUCGAGGCUGAAGCAUCUCAUGAAUCGUGUACUUGGAUCCUUUGAGGAAACGAGCGUUGCCACUGUAGCAUGUCUGUACGACGGAGGGUACCUUUGUUCACUUUUCAAGGUCUCAAUCACGCGUGCUUUUACAAGACAUUUUAUGUUGCCUAUGAAUCAACUGAAAAAAAAGAAGAAAAAAAAGCUUCUUGUGACCCAGUUAGUCUGCAGUUUUGCAAUGUCAUGCAGGCUUGAAGCUGUGCGCCGUUGUCUGAAGUCUCUGUGGACUCAAAGCGUUCGCUGUGCAGACCUUAAAUGGACUUAAAGAUCCAAACACUUGUUCUUUUCUAAAAGGCAAAAGGGACAUAGCAAUUAUUGCAAGGAAGAGGAACACUUCAGACGGUCCACCUGCUUGCAUCAUCGUUGCCAAACAAGUAAUUUGAAUCACAGCUUUUAAAGGAAAUAUCAAAUUAAGAAAGUGCCUGAAUUUGUUUACCCUGACUGUUUGUGGACAGUGUUUUUGGGUCGUUUUACCUUUUACUUGAAUGUUAAAAGUAUUUAGGAGUUUGAUUUUCAAUCUGCUGAUGUGGUAAAAACCUGAGUCAGUCGGCUGCCCAGUAGAAAACUCUGUUUUUCUGGAUCAGAUAUAGCAAAUUUGUUGGCCUCUGGUUGACUCAAGAUUUGUAUGUUUUUUUUUUUUUUUUUUCCUCCAAAUCUGCCCUCAGAACUCUUGUUUCCUGUACAUGGAGACAUCAUGUGGAUGUCUUCUUUAUUCGCACCAUUGACUUGGAAUGUGAAUGUGAGGGAGAAUAUAGCUCGUCUGGGAAGUUAAAGAAAGCCCACCAUUCAUACUAUGUAAAAGCGUGUAUAGAUUUUUUUUGUAAUCAUUUUCAGCUGGACUUGUAUUGGCUGCUAUGUAAUUCAUGAACAAAACAUAGGUUAGAAUUGAUAUUUAAAGAAAAGAUUGUAUAGUAUAUUUGUUUUGUAACAAGUUUGU
Messenger RNA from Menidia menidia (Atlantic silverside), 6039 nucleotides. Lineage: Eukaryota; Metazoa; Chordata; Actinopteri; Atheriniformes; Atherinopsidae. The record is from the annotation of a GenBank genome assembly.